GCAGUGGAGAGAGAAGAAGAAGAGAGAGAAAAGGAAAUCCAAUCUAAGGGGGGCAAAGGCUUCGACUUGGAAUGGUUAAAUCCGAAUCUGACAUUUACCACUACCCUGAAAGAGAUCGUUUGAUGCUCUGAUUUAUAUCAUUUCCUGGAACAGAUGGACGCUACUGAUGCAGAUGGCGCGGCUGCUCCUCCGCCGCCGCCGCUCGACUGGAAAUUCUCCCAGGUCUUCGGCGAACGGACAGCCGGUGAAGAGGUUCAAGAAGCUAUAUCUUGUAAGCAGGAUAUGCAUGUAUGUAAAAGUGGAAUGAAGCUUGGAUUUUAUUAACUCUGUGAUUAUAUUAGUGGUUGAUAUCAUUUCAGCUAUUGAAUUUGAUAAGACUGGCAACCAUCUUGCUACGGGUGAUCGUGGGGGUAGAGUUGUAUUGUUUGAAAGAGCUGAUAAAAAGGAUCAUGGUGGAAGCAGAAGAGGUUUGGAAAUGAUGGAUUAUUCAGUUAGUAGACAUCCAGAAUUCCGCUACAAAACAGAGUUUCAGAGUCAUGAACCAGAGUUUGAUUAUCUCAAGAGUUUGGAGAUAGAAGAGAAAAUCAACAAAAUUCGAUGGUGCCAGACAGCUAAUGGUUCAAUAUUUAUGCUAUCUACCAAUGAUAAAACCAUUAAGUUGUGGAAGGUUCUAGAAAAGAAGGUUAAGAAAAUCUCUGAAAUGAAUAUAGAUCCUUCAAAAACUGCUGGAAAUGGUAGCAUUGGUUCGAGCAUCUCUUCUGGCCUUAAACCAUUGCCUGUAAAUGGUAGUCACCCUGACAAAUGCUUCAAUAGUCUGACCAGUGACUUCACAUUCCCACCAGGCGGAAUUUCAUCUCUACGUUUUCCAGUGGUAACAAGUCAUGACACCAGCCUCGUUGCAAGAUGUAGAAGGGUAUAUGCUCAUGCACAUGAUUACCACAUCAAUUCUAUUUCAAAUAAUAGUGACGGUGAAACAUUUAUAUCGGCUGAUGACCUGCGGGUAAACCUUUGGAACUUGGAAAUUAGCAAUCAAAGCUUCAAUAUUGUUGAUGUGAAGCCUUCAAAUAUGGAGGACCUAACUGAGGUGAUAACAUCAGCAGAAUUUCAUCCCACACAUUGUAAUAUGUUGGCAUAUAGUAGUUCAAAAGGAUCGAUUCGCCUUAUUGAUUUGCGUCAAUCAGCUCUAUGUGAUACCCACUCUAAGUUAUUUGAGGAACAAGAGGCACCUGGUUCAAGGUCUUUUUUCACUGAAAUAAUAGCAUCAAUUUCAGAUAUAAAAUUUGGAAAGGAAGGCAGGUACAUCCUGAGUCGUGAUUAUAUGACACUUAAGUUGUGGGACAUUAAUAUGGAUUCGGGUCCAGUGACAACAUUUCAGGUUCACGAGCAUCUUAGACCCAGGCUUUGUGAUCUUUAUGACAAUGACUCCAUCUUUGAUAAAUUUGAAUGUUGCUUGAGUGGAGAUGGUCUCCGUGUGGCAUCGGGUUCCUACAGCAAUCUUUUCCGAGUGUUUGGAUCUUCUACUGGAAGCACAGAAGCAACUUCAUUGGAGGCUAGCAAAAAUCCCAUGAGGAAUCAAACUCAGAUUCCAUCUAGGCCAUCCCGAUCCAUUAGUAGUUUGACACGAGUUGUCAGACGAGAGAACCAAGGAGUGGAUGCAAAUGGGAAUGCUUUUGAUUUCACUACAAAAUUGCUCCACUUAGCCUGGCAUCCAACAGAAAAUUCAAUUGCUUGUGCGGCAGCUAACAGCCUAUACAUGUAUUAUGCAUGAAGGAAGAUGUAUACUUUAAAGCCAAACUAAUUGUCAUCAGAGGAGGACACACCAUAUCUGGCCCCAUCAAUAGAGGAGAUGCGGAAAAAAGAAAAAGGGGUUAGCACAAACUUCAAUGAGCUGCUGAAUGAGUUCUUCGUCCUCCUUUCUAUAUCCCCAUGGCAGAUUGGCGCUCCAACGUGAAGAGAUCUGAUCUGCUUUCUAUUUAUUUAAUUUUAGUGAUUUAAUUUUCUGACUUUCAUUCUUAAUGGAUCGAACAUGCAGCAGAUGCCAUAGUGGGGGGCAGGGUGAAAAGGGUAUGGUUUUUAGGUCUCAAUAUCAUAUGACAGACAAAAACACUUUUCAUGGGAUGUGCAUUGAUCAUGUUGUUGUGACUAGCACAAAGAUUGUUGGGACAAAAUGUACUCUUAAACAUCUUAUUCUUUUACA
This is a messenger RNA of Impatiens glandulifera, 2197 nucleotides long. Its product is annotated as serine/threonine protein phosphatase 2A 55 kDa regulatory subunit B beta isoform-like. NCBI's taxonomy places the organism in Eukaryota, Viridiplantae, Streptophyta, Magnoliopsida, Ericales, Balsaminaceae. The transcript is spliced from 15 exons. Gene Ontology annotation, molecular function: protein binding; protein phosphatase regulator activity. The record is from RefSeq and is a predicted model, not a curated record. Bases 476 to 1768 code for a protein of 430 amino acids. Gene Ontology annotation, biological process: peptidyl-serine dephosphorylation. Gene Ontology annotation, cellular component: protein phosphatase type 2A complex; cytosol.